AUGGACGUGCUCGCCAUCGACGAACUUCUUCGACACAUAUUCCAAUAUUGCGAUCGGCGCGACAAUCUCAAUAACGCGCUUGUGUCGAAGAAAUGGUCUGAGGAAGCUCUGAGUGCUCUCUGGAAACAUCUGGACGCGAUGUAUCCCUUGUUGAGCCUGUUGGCUCCGUUGGUGAAGUCAAAGGAUAACAGCUCGCUACGUGAAUUCGAGCGCCCCCUUUGGUCCUACGAUUGGACCAUCUUUCGCAAAUACUCCUGGCGCGUGUACACCAUAGUUUAUUCCUCGAUCGGUAGUGAACUAUACUCCCACUCCGUUUUCACCGAAAUCGCGUUGAGCAAACCUCAGGGCGACCUUAUCCCCAACUUACGCAACCUCGCUUGUACCCCCUAUAGCCUAUGCGAUUUCAUACCGCUCCUUCUCAACCGACGUCUCGUCGAUCUGACCAUUGGAGGCACCACUGGGAAGAGCCUGCCAAAAGUAAAAUCGCUUCUGUCUUAUCUCCCCGACAGAUCCCCAAUGCUCAGCCGCCUCAAGCUCCAAAUCUUUGAUUAUGAAUAUACAGAGAUAGGUUUAGAUGUGUUUCUGAGUCCCCUCUCUCGGUUGAACGAGCUUGAAAUCGGACCCGCAACACUGACCCCAUGCGUCAUCCGCGCUCUUGCUUGCCUGCCGAGCCUGGAGCACAUCCGAUCCACCCAUCAGUGGGAUACCCGUACCCCAAACCGACUCCCGCAUCCCCCCGUUGACACCAGCGAACGAUUUACGUCCCUCAGACUGCUCGAAAUAUCCACGGACAACGUCCCAUUGUUCCUAGAACCAUACAAACUCAACGCGCUACGCAAACUCGUGCUUCAGCCGCACACUCAGCAGACCCGAGAACAGCACUUGCGCUUCUUCGAGGUCAUAAGCGCGUGCUGCCCACAGCUCGAGAUUCUGCAACUGGAAAAGUGGAGGAAUGGUUCUGAACGCCCCUCGAAGCUAGCGCCGGCUGCAUGGGAGACAUUUGCGCCCCUCCGCCACCUCACCCGCUUGACGGAGCUCUGCCUCAUUGAUCUACCAAUGACCACGCCAGGCUUGCUUUACCUCGCCGAGAACCUUCCCUCUUUGAAGCACCUCGAUCUUCGGCGGUCGACCACCACCGACGGUACCCCUGCCUUCCCUAUCUCUGUCUUACCACAGCUAGCUGUGAUACGCCCGCAGUUGACAUUUUUAUGCCUCUGUUUGGAUACAUCCCUUUCUGCGUUGGCAAUGACCUUCGACAACGCACGUUUCAGGUGCUUGGCUGAACUCAACGUUGGGCCAUCCUGCCUCGACUCCUCGCCUUUGGAAGUAGCGACGUACCUGAGAGGGAUCCUUCCAGAGGAAUGCCGGCUUACCCGACUUUGGGAUGGCUGGAGCGGCGCUGGGGAAGAACGCUGGAACAGCUGGGAGCCUGUUAUCGAAAUGCUUCCCGCGUUGCUGCUCAACCAGGGGACCUCGCAGGAGACCAACCCUGCGUUGUAA
Pleurotus ostreatus (oyster mushroom) is the source of this 1500-nucleotide messenger RNA. RefSeq lists its product as uncharacterized. The transcript is spliced from 2 exons. Gene Ontology annotation, molecular function: protein binding. Gene Ontology annotation, biological process: SCF-dependent proteasomal ubiquitin-dependent protein catabolic process. Gene Ontology annotation, cellular component: SCF ubiquitin ligase complex. Lineage: Eukaryota; Fungi; Basidiomycota; Agaricomycetes; Agaricales; Pleurotaceae. Bases 1 to 1500 code for a protein of 499 amino acids. The record is from RefSeq and is a predicted model, not a curated record.